AUGCUAGCCAGUCUUUCAUCGAUUCUGGCAUUUCUACGACUUCUAUACGACUAUAUACGUGACGCAUUCACAACGAUGAGCGAAUACGCUUUCGACUGGUUGAAAGCCAAAGCAAUUGGAUGGACUCAUGUACCACCAAUUAACAAAAUUGACACUCAUCAUCAUUAUGUGCCUGACUUUUACAGCAAGGCCGUUGAAGUUGCAGGCGGUGACCCUAGCGGAUGGCCGACUCCUCAUUGGAGCUCCACUGGCUCCAAACUGCUCAUGAAGCGUCUUGGAGUUCAAACGGCCAUUCUCUCCACCACAGCCCCGGGGGCGUGUAUUCUCAACGGACAGGCUUCUUUCGACCUUGCUCGAAAACUAAACGAAUAUGCUGCGGAUCUCCGGGACAAAGAUCCUCAAUCGUUUGGGUUCCUCGCGUCUCUUCCCAGUCUCCUGGACACUGACGCAGCGCUCGCUGAAAUAGCAUACGCCCUGGAUGUGCUUCACGCCGACGGAGUGACUCUAUUCACGCGUUAUGGCGAGGACAAUACCUAUCUAGGUCAUUCUUCUGUCGAGCCCAUCUGGGCCGAGCUCAAUCGUCGCAAAUGCGUGGUGUUUGUUCAUCCCACACAUCCCAUCGAUACCAAUCCAGUCAACUCGAAGUUACCCCAGCCUGCAAUUGAUUAUCCGCAUGAGACGACUCGCACGGCCAUGGACAUGAUUCUCAUGGGGACGCGGCGCAAGUAUCCAGACUGCAAGGUGAUUUUGUCUCAUGCGGGCGGCGCUUUGCCGUAUCUGAUCAGCCGGGUUGCAACGCCCAUGCGCACAGCGCCAGACUUUGCUGCUUCUCAUCGGAUGGGCACGACGCAUGCUCAAGUGAUGGAAGACUUUCGCAGCUUCUAUUAUGAUCUGGCACUCUCGUCUGCUCCUCAGGUCAUGGAUCUGGUAUUGAAGAUGAUCCCACAUGAUCAUAUCCUAUUUGGUAGCGACUUCCCGUAUGCACCAAUUACUGCCUAUCCAGCGUUCCUGGAAGAUUUGGAGAACUAUGAAAUGAGUCCAAAGUUGCGAGACAUGGUCAAUUUUGAGAACGCUCGAAAGUUGAUUCCCAGGCUAGCUGCACGACCAUCACGUGACCACGCGCCUUCUUUCCUCGCGAGCAACUCCUCGCCUUUCUCUAACGCGUCAACCAGGGCUCCUCAUGCCACCCGAACGCAGCAAUGUGCCGGUGAAGCUGUCACUGCCCCUGUGGGCCAGCAAUAUCAGCAGGACAUCUUCACCGAACUACGCCAGGAGGAUGAGCUUGUCGUGCUCGCCCGCGGCCUGGGGCUUCUGCACCUGAUCACUAACCUGCUUCAUUUUUAUGAUGCGGUUGGUAACAACCUGGUCCUGGUGGUGGGUGCAGAUGAUCGGGAGAAUGAAUGGAUCGGAGAGGCUCUGGCGGAACAUUAUGCUACCAGCAAAGCUCCCCUUGCUAGGGGACUGAAGGUCAUCAAUACGGAGAAAGCUACGGUGCCGAUGCGUGAACGGAUCUAUGCCCAAGGCGGUAUUCUGAGUGUGACAUCCAGAAUAUUGGUGGUUGACCUGCUAUCAAAACUCCUGGAUCCUGAGAAGGUGACAGGAAUGGUCGUACUGCACGCCGAUAAGGUGGUGGCAACCUCGCUUGAGGCGUUCAUCAUUCGGAUCUACCGUCAAACGAACAAGCGUGGCUUUUUCAAGGCCUUCUCAGACUCCCCUGAACCGUUCACCACUGGGUUCGCUCCGCUGGCCAAUAUGUUGCGCAAUCUGUUCUUGCAAAAGGCGUCAUUAUGGCCCCGGUUCCAUGUCGCAGUGGCCGAAUCCCUAGAAGGACAUCGCAAGGCAGAAGUGAUCGAGUUGGAGGUCCCGAUGAGCGACAAAAUGAGAGAAAUACAGAAUGCCGUCCUUGAAUGCGUCGAAAUUAGCAUCAGCGAACUGCGAAAGUCCAACACGGGUCUGGACAUGGAAGAAUGGACACUGGACAGUGCCUUGCACAGGAACUUUGACGUUUCCAUUCGACGCCAACUGGACCCGAUCUGGCAUCGGGUGAGUUUCAGAACUAGGCAAAUUGUUAGCGACCUGGGUGAUCUUCGGGCAAUUCUUCAUGCUCUACUUACAUAUGACGCGGUGUCUUUUGUGAAAUACCUUGAUACCAUUGUGGCUGCCCACUCUCCACCCACUGGUUCCAACAAGCACAACUACUCGCCCUGGCUCUUCCUUGAUGCCGCGCAUGUGCUUUUCCAGACAGCCAAGUCUCGAGUUUAUCAAGGAAAAAUUGGCAAUGACCUUGCUCGCCCUUCAUCACUUAUCACUUUCUCCUCUGAAUUGGAUCCCGUGCUUGAGGAGCUGCCCAAAUGGAAUGUUCUAGCGGAAGUUUUGGGAGAGAUUGAGCAUGAUGUUUAUCUUCAUCCGACAAAUCUGGACGAGUCGAAUGGUACAAUACUCAUUAUGUGCAAUGACCAACGCACUGGGCGCCAACUUCGAGAGUACAUUAGUAUUAUGCAUGCGCGGCUUUCCCAUGGAUGGAAAACCAAAGAAGACGAUGAUUUGAUUGAUGACAACCCCUCUGCAGAAGUGCUCAUGCGGCGACGCCUACGAGACUAUCUCAAUUGGAAAAGGUCGCUUUCAAACGUCAACAGAAACCUGUCGGCCACGAGCGAGGAUGGAAAAAGUCAGGAAUCAUCGACACCCCAGCAGCAACAAGGAAGGCCGCCUCCAAAUAAACGCCGCCGAGUUCGUGGCGGGGGAGGAGUCUCCUCUUCUGCUGGACGCGUGCCGAAUGCCAGUGUUCAGACCGAGGUUGAGCAACCAGCGCAGGUCGCUAAUCUACUCGAGGAACUUCAACCGACCGAAGUGGAGGAGAUGCAGAAAGAAGAAGUGGUUCUUGAUGAGCUCCAGGGUAUGGACGACUUCUACGAAUUGUACGAUAUGAAUGAUCUGGUCAUGAUUCACCCGUAUGACGGCGACAUGGACGAGCAUAUCCUCGAGGAAGUCCGGCCGCGAUACAUCAUCAUGUACGAGCCCGACCCAGCAUUCAUCCGGCGGGUGGAGGUCUACCGCAGCUCUCAUCUGGGCCGAAAUGUGAAGGUAUAUUUCAUGUAUUAUGGUGGCUCGGUAGAGGAACAACGGUACCUGAGCGCCGUGCGGCGGGAGAAAGACGCUUUUACGAAAUUGAUCAAGGAAAAAGGCAAUAUGGCUGUUACCCUGACGCACGACAAGAGCGCCGAAGAUCCACAGGAACAGUUUCUUCGAACAGUCAACACCCGUAUUGCCGGAGGAGGGCGACUCGCCGCGACAGCGUCUCCUCCUCGGGUCGUAGUAGAUGUGCGAGAGUUUCGAAGCGCUCUCCCGUCCUUAUUGCACGGAAACAACAUGAUUGUGAUUCCUUGCCAGCUAACGGUUGGCGAUUACAUUCUCACGCCAGACAUCUGCGUGGAGCGCAAAUCGAUCCGUGACCUGAUCACCUCACUGCGCAACGGCCGUCUCUACAACCAAGCCGAGACAAUGCUCCAGCACUACAAGAACCCGCUACUUCUCAUCGAGUUCGACCAGAACAAGUCGUUCACAUUCGACGCCUUUGCGUCCAUCUCAGCCGGCACAAAUUUCAUGACCGACUACGGCUUUUCCUCAACGGGUGCAGCAACCUCCUCCGCCAGCAGUAGUUCGUUGGCCAACCCCUCGAACCCGAAAUCCGCGCAGCAUCUGCUCGUGCUCCUUACGCUCGCGUUUCCACGACUGAAAAUCAUCUGGUCGUCUUCACCCUACCAGACCGCCGAGAUCUUUGCCGAGCUCAAAAAAAACGCCCCGGAACCAGACCCACUGCGCGCAGUGCAGAUUGGUCUUGACAUGGACCUAUCUGCCUCCUCUGGAGAUAAUAUGAUGGCCGUCGCCGGGAUCGAGCAUCGCACCUUCAACCUCCUCCCGCAGGACAUGCUGCGUGCCGUGCCGGGGGUGACGCCGCAAUCCCUUGAGCGCCUGAUACUGGAGACAGAGAACAUCAGUGAUAUUGCGAAUAUGGACGUCGACCAGCUCGAUCCAUUGGUUGGGAAGGAAGCCGCGCGCAAGAUGGUGGGCUUCUUUCGGAAGAGCGUGUUUGACGGAUAG
Penicillium lagena is the source of this 4101-nucleotide messenger RNA. RefSeq names its product ssDNA endodeoxyribonuclease RAD1. The record is from RefSeq and is a predicted model, not a curated record. Bases 1 to 4101 code for a protein of 1366 amino acids. Gene Ontology annotation, molecular function: damaged DNA binding; single-stranded DNA binding; single-stranded DNA endonuclease activity. Gene Ontology annotation, biological process: nucleotide-excision repair involved in interstrand cross-link repair; double-strand break repair via single-strand annealing, removal of nonhomologous ends; double-strand break repair via homologous recombination. Gene Ontology annotation, cellular component: nucleotide-excision repair factor 1 complex. The transcript is spliced from 12 exons. NCBI's taxonomy places the organism in Eukaryota, Fungi, Ascomycota, Eurotiomycetes, Eurotiales, Aspergillaceae.